UCUGCAUUUGACAACUGACUUUCAUCAGCUGUGUCAGCAAUUAAACAAUCGCAAUUUUGUUUACGGGAAAUGUUUUCCAAUCGUUUAUUUUGUCAAAAUUAUGUAUUAAAUUAGUUUAAAACAUUACUUAUUGCAGUUUUUAAUAUAUAACAUACGUUAAAAAUAACCAAAAUAACUAAUUAUUGGGACAAAAAGAAGUGCAUAAAAACUUAUCUUAAUGUUGUCGCCGAGGAAUUGAAAGUCAUUCCAAAUACGAAAAUUAAAAUUGUGGUGAUAGUGUUUAAAGGGAGCAGUGGAUAUACAUACAUGAAUGCAUAUCUCAUGUUAUCUUCUGACCAGUGCCAGCGUACAUAUGCACAGUGAAACAACGAGGCAGUAAUAAAUUAGAAGACUCUUUAACCAAAAGAAAAAGCGAACAACAUUUAUCAAAAUGCUUUACUGUCCGCCAAAUGUAACCUUCUCCCAAGUUUGGAUAAACAAUGGCAUUUCUCAUUGUUUUAUGGAUACCAUCGGAAACACAGUGGCAAGUGGUUUUAUGCUGCUUAUGGGUACAGUGCAACUACUGAUGUAUCGAAAAUACGCAACACGCAAUGAUCCAACGCAUAUUACCAAAUCACGCUUAUACGCAUUACAGCUCUUCUUAUUAUUCUUCUUUCCUAUUUUGGCAUUGAUUCGAUUUUUCCUAAAUGCGCGCAUAUACAACGAUCAUGCGGUCUAUGGUUAUAUGAUACUCUCAACUGUGCUUAUUUGCAUAUCCUAUCCUUUCUCCGUUUGUGUAAUAAUAAAAGAGCGUUUCUAUCAGCUGCCAUCGCUACCGACGCGUGGCCAUGGCCUUAUAUUACUACUAUUUUGGACGUUGGGCUUUAUUAAUGAAUCGUUAGCUUUUAUAAAUUUGAGACAUGAAGACUGGUGGUUCACACUAAAAACCAAUAAAGAUCAAAUUGAAAUGGGUCUCUUUGUUACGCGCUUUAUAACCUCACUUUUAAUAUUCAUCCUUGGGCUUAAAGCACCCGGCAUUAUGCGCCCUUAUGUUCAACUUGAUGAACCAACCAAUGGCAAUACGAGCAAUAUUCAGCAAGGUUCAGCUUUUCGUAAUGCCUUCAAGAAACUGGCUAAACUGUUUCCCUAUAUGUGGCCGAAAAAGGAUGUUUUAUUACAAUUAAGUGUUAUUACUUGUAUACUACUACUAAUAUCUGGUCGUGUUAUUAAGUUGUUUCUGCCAAUUUACCGCAAAAAAUUGGUUGAUAGUCUCACCAUAGCACCAAUAAUCUUCCGCUGGGAUUUCGUACUUAUCUACGUAGCUUUGUCAUUUGUGCAAGGUGGCGGCACAGGCACUAUGGGCCUUUUUAACAAUUUACGCUCCUUCCUGUGGAUACGUGUACAGCAGUAUACUACUCGUGAAAUAGAAGUGGAUUUAUUUAACCAUUUACAUCAAUUGUCAUUGCGUUGGCAUUUGCAACGCAAAACGGGCGAAGUAUUGCGUGUCAUGGAUCGAGGCACUGACUCCAUUAAUAAUUUAUUAAAUUAUAUCAUAUUUUCCAUUACGCCUACUAUCAUCGAUUUGCUUGUCGCUGUGGUAUUUUUUAUCUACGCAUUCAAUUGGUGGUUUGGUCUGAUUGUGUUCCUUACUAUGUUCCUGUAUAUUUUGGCUACAAUUCUCGUUACCGAAUGGCGAACAAAAUAUCAACGCCGCAUGAAUUUAGCCGAUAAUGCACAACGCGCACGUAGUGUUGACUCACUGUUAAAUUUUGAAACUGUCAAAUAUUACGGCGCCGAGCAGUAUGAAGUUGAUGAAUAUCGUAAAGCGAUAAUAAAUUAUCAGAAAGAAGAAUUCCUCUCCAUGCUUACACUCAACUUACUCAACACCUCUCAAAAUAUUAUACUGUGUCUAGGCUUACUCUGUGGCUCGAUGCUCUGUGUUUAUCUAGUUGCACAUCAUCAGACUUUAACUGUUGGUGAUUUCGUACUUUUCUUUACUUACCUCAUGGAUCUGUAUAUGCCGCUUAAUUGGUUUGGUACGUACUAUCGUGCUAUUCAAAAGAACUUCGUCGAUAUGGAGAAUAUGUUCGAUUUGUUGAAGGAGGAUCAGGAGAUUUUCGAUGCGCCUGGCGCUGCGCCACUUAUAACCGCAGGUGCAGGUAUUGAAUUCUCUAAUGUUACAUUUGGCUAUACACCCGAAAAGAUAGUACUACGUAAUGUGAGCUUUAGCGUACCGCCCGGUAAAACGGUCGCAAUUGUUGGUCCAUCCGGUGCGGGUAAGAGCACAAUCGUUCGUUUGCUCUUCCGAUUCUACGAUGUACAGUCGGGGGCCGUGCUAAUUGAUGGUCAAAAUAUCAAAUUGGUACAACAACAAAGUUUGAGAAAGGCAAUUGGCGUCGUACCGCAGGACACAGUGCUCUUCAACAACACCAUAUUUUACAAUAUAGAAUACGGAAAAAUUGGCGCACGCGCUGAUGAAGUUUACGAGGCGGCACGUUUAGCUGAUAUACAUGAUCGGAUCCUAGGUUUCCCCGACCGCUAUGAGACGAAAGUGGGCGAACGAGGUUUACGUUUGAGCGGUGGCGAAAAACAGCGUGUCGCUAUUGCACGUACCUUGCUAAAGGCGCCGGUCUUGGUGUUGCUCGAUGAGGCUACAUCAGCACUGGACACCAACACUGAACGGAAUAUACAAGCGGCCUUAGCACGUGUUUGCUCCAAUCGAACUACAAUUGUGAUUGCACAUCGUCUUUCGACAAUUAUAAAUGCCGAUGAAAUACUCGUAAUAAAAGAUGGCACAAUUGCUGAGCGCGGAAGGCACGACGAUCUUUUGCAACGCAAAGAUGGCAUAUACGCUGAGAUGUGGAUGCAACAGCUAAAGAACUUAGAGGGUAAUAAAGAGAGCGACGAAAGUGACGAUGCAAAAGCAGCGAAUGGUACUGAAAGAGCUAGUGAUGCCGUUGGGGGUAGCGGUUCUGUUGUAGCAGGAGCCGUCCUCCGCGCCGGUCAUGCUCAUGGUGGUGCGCGUUAAGAAUGCAAAGCAAAUUACGAAAUCUACAAAAACUUGUAUACCUUUAUACAUUAUUAAAUUAUUUGCAUCAUUUUUUUAUGUAUCCUUUAACAAUGUGGUAAAUGCUUGUUUAUAUGUAGAAAUGUUAUGAAUGGUGUAAUGGAAUGUAAAAUUCAACUGUGUGCACUUGGUGCAAUACACUUUUGUGGUUUGUACAAAGGAACAUUUUUGAAAUAUAUAUUAGUAUGCUAUUUUAUAGCAAUAAAAGAAAAUCAAUGAAAAAUUAUGCUUAUGUAUAUAAAUAAA
Ceratitis capitata (Mediterranean fruit fly) is the source of this 3292-nucleotide messenger RNA. RefSeq names its product ATP-binding cassette sub-family B member 6, mitochondrial (gene Hmt-1). Gene Ontology annotation, cellular component: membrane. Lineage: Eukaryota; Metazoa; Arthropoda; Insecta; Diptera; Tephritidae. The record is from RefSeq and is a predicted model, not a curated record. Bases 431 to 3007 code for a protein of 858 amino acids. Gene Ontology annotation, biological process: heme transport; transmembrane transport. The transcript has 9 exons. Gene Ontology annotation, molecular function: ATP binding; heme binding; ABC-type heme transporter activity.